This is a messenger RNA of Magnolia sinica, 948 nucleotides long. RefSeq lists its product as uncharacterized. The record is from RefSeq and is a predicted model, not a curated record. Lineage: Eukaryota; Viridiplantae; Streptophyta; Magnoliopsida; Magnoliales; Magnoliaceae. Gene Ontology annotation, molecular function: nucleic acid binding; RNA-DNA hybrid ribonuclease activity. The coding region runs from base 1 to 948 and encodes 315 amino acids. The transcript is spliced from 2 exons.
AUGCCACCCACUCCAGGUAGGCCAUUACUACUAUAUAUCUCUGUCGCGACAAAAGCAAUCAAAUGUGUUCUUGGCCAACACGACGACAUAGGAAGAAAAGAGCAAGCGAUCUACUAUCUAAGCCAACGAUUCACAAACUAUGAAGACAAAUACUCCAGCUUAGAAAAGACAUGCCUCACCCUAGUCUGGGCAACACAACGUCUACGACAGUAUAUGAUCGCUCACCCAACCCUUCUGCUCGCUUGCAUAGACCCGUUGAAGUACUUGUUCGAAAAACGAGCACUAACAGGCAGGAUCGCAAAAUGGCAAUUACUGCUUUCAAAGUUUGACAUCACUUAUGUCACUCAGAAAGCAAUCAAGGGGCAAGCACUGGCCGAUCACUUAGCAGCACACUCUCUGCCUGAUUACCAACCGCUGAAGACAUUCUUCCCUGACGAAGACAUCCUCCAGAUUGAGGAAGAAGAAGAAAGAAAGGCAGGAGAGUGGACUAUCUUCUUCGAUGGAGCCAUAAAUUCAAAAGGAAGUGGAGUAGGCUCCAUACUCUACUCUCCCGAUGACAUCCCAAUUCCCAUAUCCAGGAGGCUGGCAUUCCAAUGCACUAACAGCAUAGCUGAGUAUGAAGCAUGUAUUGCUGGUCUAAGAGAAGCCAUCAUCCUUAACAUAAAGAAGUUACGAGUCUUCGGAGACUCACAACUCAUCAUUAAUCAGAUAAAUGAUGCUCUGGCUACCCUCGCCUCAAUGUUAGAGAUCCCAAAAGGAGUUGUGGAAUGGGAACUCACCGUCGAACUCCAAGAGGAACCUGCAUUCUGCCUACAGAUCGACGAAGCUGAACAUCCCUCGAAUGAUCGGCCAUUGUAUACAAACAUCAAGGAAUACCUCGAACACCAAAAGUACCCGGAAGGAGCAACACCAACCGACCGUCGCACUAUCCAGCAGCUAGCAGCUUAG